AUGCUCGCUCGCACUCCCCUUUCUUCGCCUCAGCCAUCCGCACGCCAACGCACGGCAAAUCACUUCCGAACAAGACAGGCGAGCAGGAGACUGCAGCCAAGCAUUCCCUUUCGAGCACAGAUCCGAGCAAGCAGGCCAAGUAUCACCACCGUACCUACAUCAUUAUUGCGAUUCGACGCCACUCAUGCCCUCUGGUCUUUUAUCCUGCGUGCCUGUCAUGAUCGGACCUCAUCUUCCAGACUAUCAUAUGACCCUCCUGAUGUCGGUGCGAGGGCAACCGCAACAGCAAGCGAAUCCGCGGAUCAUACCGCCUCCUCCUCGGAAAACAUGGCGUUCAAACCGGUUCGACCUGAUAGAGACAAUCAGAGCUCAACAAGGAUCGCGAUUGCCACCUACAUCUGA
Messenger RNA from Ustilago hordei, 402 nucleotides. RefSeq lists its product as uncharacterized. The coding region runs from base 1 to 402 and encodes 133 amino acids. NCBI's taxonomy places the organism in Eukaryota, Fungi, Basidiomycota, Ustilaginomycetes, Ustilaginales, Ustilaginaceae. The transcript has a single exon. The record is from RefSeq and is a predicted model, not a curated record.